AUGCUAUUUGCAUAUUCAGGAAGUAUUAAAUCAAGCUGUGACGAAGUCAAUAAAGAAUUGAUAGCUAUGGAAGUAAUCACAGAUGACCUUCCCAAAGAUAGUGUUUUUCACGAUUUGAAUAUUUGUGCACAACCAUAUGGUACCCAGGAUUGCUGUUCCAAGGGCAUUAAAUACGAACUAUUAAAACGCUCUACUCAAGAAGCAAAUGAUGGCUAUAAAUCAUAUAUUGCAUUCUGUAUUAAGGAGAUGCGAAACCUGUUGAGAAAUCUCAAACAUUUCAUUGAAUUAAAAUUCGUAGAAAUUGGAAGUUCCUUGCUGGAACUCAAGUGCCGUAGCCAAUCUUCUGCAAUGGUCCAUUCACGUUAUUUGGAAUGCCUUCGAAUAUAUAGAGAUGGUAUAGUUGAAGCUGCUGAAAGUUUUUCUCGAUCGAGAUCGCCAAACAAUGACACAUUUGACGAUGCAGCCAAAUUUCUCUUCAACCUUGUAAUUAGUCUACAGAAUCCCAAUAAUCAAAAGAAUUCAAGGUAG
Molecule: messenger RNA, 528 nt
Organism: Rodentolepis nana
Lineage: Eukaryota; Metazoa; Platyhelminthes; Cestoda; Cyclophyllidea; Hymenolepididae
Source: the annotation of a GenBank genome assembly